Molecule: messenger RNA, 2252 nt
Organism: Musa acuminata subsp. malaccensis (wild Malaysian banana)
Lineage: Eukaryota; Viridiplantae; Streptophyta; Magnoliopsida; Zingiberales; Musaceae
Product: amino acid transporter AVT6A
Biological process (GO): amino acid transmembrane transport
Molecular function (GO): L-amino acid transmembrane transporter activity
Source: RefSeq, a predicted model, not a curated record
UCCAUCGCUGAAUUCUCUUCCCCUCGACGGGUUCCUACGACGGGUGGAGAGAAAGCUGCCUCCUUUUCCUCUCCGACGGCCUUAGAGCGACGGGAAAUCCACGGAUCUCGGGAGCUCUUCUUUGAGACAGCACGAUUUCACGACAGUCCCGGUCUCCGAGCUGUGAAAAUCUCAUCUUUUCGCUUCCUCAGUGUUUUCUCCCCAUUUCUUAGUCAAAUCAGAGUCGAGCAAUUACGAAACAUCCACCUGAGGUCCCUCUGUAGACUGGGAAGGAGAUAGGAAAGCCCUUAUUUUUCUUCUUGGCUUUGGGCUGCGAGGUUCUGGGAUUUGUUAGGUUCUAUCCUUUCUGUACAAUUUCUUCUGGUGAUAAUUGCUCCAUAGAUCGCAGCGUGAAUUGCGGUCUUGUGUAGGUUGUCAAUCGUUCCAGCACAAAAUCGCUGCUGGAAACCCGUCGGGUUGUUGUUUUCGUUCUAAAAAAAUGAUCUUUUUCGGCUCUUCGAUUGAAACCGUUCCAUCGCCAGAAUAAAACUUUCCGAAGCAUUUGAUCUCGACUCAUAAAAAAUCUGAUAUUGCGAUAACAAUGACUAUUGGGAACUUUUCUCCCGUUGGUAACAAUGGGCAGCGGAGGGGCAAAAGGAUCCUCGAAGAGGAGGCUCCCCUGUUACCAAGCAAGCAGGAGGAAACUGGGGAGUCUGAUGAGUUCAAUGGAGCUUCCUUUGCUGGGGCUGUCUUUAACCUGUCUACUACCAUAGUUGGAGCCGGGAUUAUGUCCCUGCCCGCCACCAUGAAAGUCCUGGGGCUGGUUCCUGGGAUCCUCCUUAUCAUAUUCUUUGCUUUCUUCACGGAGGCAUCGAUCGACAUGUUGACCAGGUUCAGCCGAGCUGGAAAAACAGUUUCAUAUGGAGGAGUUAUGGGGGAUGCAUUUGGAAGGACCGGCAAGGUGCUGACUCAGUUAUGUAUUAUCGUGAACAAUGUCGGCGUGUUGAUUGUAUACAUGAUUAUUAUCGGUGAUGUGCUUUCUGGAACAUCUUCUGGUGGCAACCACCACUUUGGUGUGUUGGAAGGAUGGUUUGGACAACACUGGUGGACUGGCCGGUUUUUCAUUCUUCUGGUUUCUAUGCUGGCAGUGUUUGCUCCUUUGGCAUGCUUCAAGCGCGUGGAUUCGCUGAGGUUCACAUCUGCCUUAUCAGUUGCCCUUGCAGUUGUAUUUGUCAUAAUUACAGCAGGAAUUGCUAUUGUGAAAUUGUUGGCUGGAAGCAUUGCAAUGCCCAAGUUGUUUCCAGAUAUCCCGGAUUUGGCAUCUGUCUGGAACUUCUUCACAGUUGUCCCAGUUAUUGUGACUGCUUAUAUCUGCCAUUACAAUGUUCACCCUAUAGAAAACGAACUUGAGGAUCCUUCCCAGAUAAAGCCCGUGGUGCGGACAUCACUAGCACUUUGUUCCACAGUCUACUUAACCACGAGCUUCUUUGGUUUUCUACUCUUUGGUGAAGCCACACUUGAUGACGUGCUGGCCAACUUUGACUCCAAUCUCGGUAUUCCAUACAGCUCUGUUCUCAAUGAUGCGGUCAGAGUUAGCUAUGCUGUGCACCUCAUGCUUGUGUUCCCUAUGAUCUUCCAUGCCCUCCGCCUCAAUGUGGAUGGCCUACUUUUUCCAUCAGCCAGGCCUUUGUCUUCUGACAAUCAGAGAUUUGCUAUAAUUACGGCGGUGCUUCUGUCAGUUGUUUUCUUGGCUGCAAAUUUUAUUCCCAGCAUAUGGGAUGCCUUUCAAUUUACCGGUGCAACUGCCGCAGUUUGUAUUGGGUUCAUUUUUCCUGCUGCCAUUACUCUCAGGGACCCUCAUGGCAUCGCAACAAAGUGGGAUAAGAUCGUGGCCAUCUUCAUGAUCAGCCUUGCAGUACUGUCGAAUGUCAUUGCUAUAUACAGCGAUGCAUAUGCUCUCUUUAAUGAGAGCAAAGCCUCCCCACAGUCCUGAGAUCUUCUUGUUUCCAUAAGAGCGAUGGUGGUAUUGGCGGUUCUUGUAUAUGUGGGAUGAUUAAAAUUGUUCUGAAGCAACGACUGCAAUGCUGCAAUCUUGUGUAAAUUUGUUUUCUAUCAGUAGUAGACAACUCAACAUCUAGGUUGAAUCAUGUGCUGUAUGUAAUAUAUGAACAAUUGCCUGAAGGAAGUUCUAUGCUUCCUUCAGCAUGAACAGGACCCUGUGCCCUGCAAAUGUUUGUAAUAAAUAUGAAACUGGACUUGGAUGUUGUGUUUUA